AAUGGAAUUCAAUUCUACUCCUUUCUUUUAUUUUCUUCAUGAUUUCUUCUCCAAAUUCUCAUCACACCCUCUCUUCUCCGCAAUUGUAGCUCUAUACACCUUAAUUCUCCUUUAUGCUCCAUCUUUUUUCCUACAAAUAACUCUUUCUCCUGUUAUCAAUUCCACUGGAAUCAUACUCCUCUUCCUUCUCAGGUUAGGUGCUGAUGAGCGAUCGGAAAAAGAAGUAGAUUCUCAGGAGUUGAGAAUUCUUGGUUAUGGAGUCGAUGAGAGGUUGAACAUGGAAUCUAGUUUUUUAGAAUCAAGAGUUCUUGAUAACAAAGACGAAUGGUUGCUUGUCAAUCGGGACAACCUAGCUCAGCGUUCCAAUUUGGCAUUGGAAUCCAUCUCUAUAGAGUCAAGAUUUUUUAACUAUGUAGACCAAAACCAAACCCACGUAGAAUUUGAGCCUGAAUUAGGUUUAGGCCAUGCAUCUAAUCAAACCCAUGUAGAAUUUGAUCCUAAAAUUGGUUUAGACCAUGCACCUUAUCGAACUCAUUUAGGGUUUGAGCCUGAAUCUAGUUUGAAAAUGGAAUGCAAUCAAAGCAACAUAGAGUUUGAGCAUGGUUUCGGCAUGGAAUCUACUUCCCAAGAUGACCAUCAUAAAUGGGAAUUACUAGAAACCAAUUUCAUGGAAUCAUCACAGGUGAGUAAAGAAGAAAAACCAACAAUGGAAAUGGACUCGAAGCAAGUGGAUGCCACAAUGAUGUUUCUUGAAUGGAACAUAAGAACACCGUUGGAGAUCAUAUAUGAAGCAUAUGAAGGAGAAGAAGAAGAUGAUGAGAAGAGUAAUGAAAACGAUGACACUUUUGAUGAUAAACAAGCUAUUGGUUGUGAAAAAUAUCCAUCUUUAUCGAUGUAUUACCCAGAAAGUGAGACAGAUAGCUCAUCUGACGGCAACUUCUCAAUGAGCGAAAAUUGGGAAACACAUGAGAGUGUGUUAUUCAAAUGGGAAGAGGAAGAGAGGGAAGAACUUAUUGAGAUUUCGUUAGAUCAUUAUGGGAAGAGAAGUAUUGGAUUUUGUCAUGCAGAGGAAGAUAAUUUGAUUGAAAUUGACAUCUUUCCUAAAAUAAACUGAAUUUCCAAGGGAUAAUUUCCCCC
Messenger RNA from Cynara cardunculus var. scolymus (artichoke), 1137 nucleotides. RefSeq lists its product as uncharacterized. Lineage: Eukaryota; Viridiplantae; Streptophyta; Magnoliopsida; Asterales; Asteraceae. The record is from RefSeq and is a predicted model, not a curated record. Bases 2 to 1114 code for a protein of 370 amino acids. The transcript has a single exon.